Cuscuta epithymum is the source of this 2155-nucleotide messenger RNA. The record is from the annotation of a GenBank genome assembly. NCBI's taxonomy places the organism in Eukaryota, Viridiplantae, Streptophyta, Magnoliopsida, Solanales, Convolvulaceae.
UUUGACGAAUACCUGACAGCCAGAUAGAAGAGAAGUUGAGAGGAUGCGUGUGAGUGCGAGACCUGUCAUAGACUCUGAAGCACUCAUCAUUCUCGCUGAUACUUUCCUCUUUCCUGAGUUUCCUCACUUUCCUCUCCCAAUUUUAUGCAAUAAUGGUCUGAUUCCUGGUGGUUACCGGAGACAACUCCUCAUCCACCCGCCUCUCGCUUCUGAUCCGAUUAUGUUUUCUCCAGGGCUGAUCUACCAUGGAAGAUUACGAGUCAGUUGAGACACUCAUGCAUUCAACUAGCUCAAAGAUACAGCAUCUUCAGAAAGCAUUUGCUGAGCUUGAAAGUCACCGUGCAAUUACUCUCAACAUGAAGUGGAAACAAUUAGAAGAACAUUUUCACGGGCUUGAAAAGACUUUGAAAAGGCGUUUCACUGAAUUGGAAGACCAAGAGAAGGAGUUUGAAACAAAAAUAGCUCAAGCCAAGGAUAUGGUAGAGAAACGUGAAGCAGCAGUUGUGGCUAAAGAGAGAGCUUCACUAGAAAAGCUCCAAGAGAAAAGAGAUGCUGCAGUUUCUUCCAUUUCUGUUGCUCUAAAAAGGCGUUGGGAGCCAUUCUCUUUGGAACCUACUUUUAAUAUUGAGGAUGACAAUGAGUCAUCUGUAAUGAAGGUCAAUAAUAUCGAUGUCACAGAGAGUAACACUGAUGAGGAUAGUGGAAAGUAUUAUGAUAACAGAAACAUGGAGGUUAAGUCUUAUCCAGAGUUAGUUAAUUUAUGUCAAAAGAUGGAUUCAGAUGGCAUUCACAAAUUUAUAUCAGACAAUCGCAAGGACUUAACUUCUGUGAGAGAGGAGAUACCACUUGCUUUGGAGGCUGCUUCUGAUCCAGCAUCUUUGGUUUUGGACUCGCUCAACGGUUUUUACAACUCAGAAAUAAUAAAUUCAGAUGCUAAAAAAGAUGCUAACCUUUUAGGUAUCCGUCGAACAUGUAUAAUGUUAAUGGAGUGCCUUAGCAUUUUACUGUCAAACAUAAAAGUGGAGUAUAUUCCAAACAUAAUAUCUGAAAGUGUUAAGAUUCGAGCAAAAGCUAUUGCUGAAGACUGGAAAACAAAGUUGGAUGGUUUGGAUUUUGUUGUCAAUCACGGGAACUCCUUGGAGGCUCAUGCAUUCUUACAACUUCUAGCUACUUUUGAUAUUAGCUCUUGUUUUGACAUGGGUGGUUUAACCAAAUUGAUACCAAUGGUCUGCCGUCGUCGUCAAAUAGCUGACCUAUGCCGGUCUCUUGGACUCUCAGAUAAAAUGCCAGGUGUUAUUAAUGUGUUGGUAAAUAUUGGAAGGCAAGUAGAUGCAGUAAAUCUGGCUUGUGCCUUUGAGCUGACAGAGCAGUUUCCACCUGCUCCUCUACUGAAAUCUUACUUGAAUGAGGCAAGCAAGGUUCCUUCUCCUGGAAAAUCGGGGAAUGCCGCACCCACCGCACAGAACGAUAUAAAUGAGAAGGAGUUGAGUGCCCUGAAGGCUGUAAUUAAAUGCAUUGAGGAUCACAAGCUUGAGGAGCAAUAUUCUGUGGAUGCACUCCAAAAACGAGUCGUCGAGAUGGAGAGAGCAAAGGCAGACAAGAAAAGGGCAACUGAAGUUCCCAAACCCCAACCCAAAAGACCCCGUGGUAAUUGUGCCCGAGUCGCUAACAUUUCCACGGACAAGAACUUUUAUGCUAGAACAACUGACAGGUACCCACAGUACGUGUAUGAGAGACAGUAUGCCUACACUGGACCAGCUGAGGCCCAUAUACCUGCAUUCGUAGGCAAUCCUUACAAUCUCACUGGUCCUGGCAACUUCUUUGCAAAUGGCUACCAUUAUCAGGCAGCAUACCUGCACUAGUUACUACAGCGCCAAGCAGGGUUACCUGGUUACCAUCUACUAGUCCUUAGUCCUUUAACCCUCUUUGUGUGCUUGCUUAAUUUGAACCAUAUGAACGAUUUCACUACUGAAAAAUCCCGACUUGUUAAUUUCCAGCCCUCUGUAAAAGCUAAUGUUGUAAUGCUUUACUAUGCACCAUGCUUCAUGUUUAUCUCUCCAUAAUUUGACUCUCGGCUCACUGUGUUCUUUCUGCUCUUUUGUGACUCUUGAGAUAAUGACGUCAAAUGCAAAACUUAACCAGACUUUUCAUGCUA